CAUGAAGGUUCUCCUCAUCCUGGGGUUUCUCUUGCUGUCUGUCACUGUCCAGGCCAAGGUCUACAGUCGAUGUGAGUUUGCCAGAACUCUGAAAAGUCAUGGAAUGGAUGGCUACAGGGGAAUCAGCCUGGCAAACUGGGUGUGUUUGGCUCAGCAUGAGAGUGGCUUUAACACAGGAGCCACAAACUACAACCCUGGAUCUCGAAGCACCGACUAUGGGAUAUUUCAGAUCAAUAGCAAAUACUGGUGUAAUGAUGGCAAAACCCCAGGAGCAGUGAAUGCCUGUGGGAUACCCUGCAGCGCUUUGCUCAAGAAUGACAUCACUCAAGCCAUAACAUGUGCAAAGAGGAUUGCGACAAGUUCACAAGGCCUUAGAGCAUGGGUGGCAUGGAAAGCCUACUGUCAAAACCGAAAUCUCAGCCAGUAUGUUCGGAACUGCGGAGUCUAAUGCUGUGCAUUCCCACUUCAGCUCAUUCUGUCUCUGUAAUAUUGGGAAAGGUGACACAUCCUCGGAUUCCCCUUCAAAGAAGCAGGCCUUAAACAGAAACAGGGACAAAAUGGAGACUGCUUCCUAAGAGACUUCAUGUUGACAAAUGUGUUCCUUUUUUAAGCAAAGCAUCAUUUUUUGGUUACCCAAGGCAGCAAAUGCACUUUGACCGUCACACGCAUCUCUAUCCAUCAGGUCUUCACCUAUGAUGUAAUUCACAUUCAGUUUCAUCAGAAUUAAUCUCCACCCCCUCAGUUGGAUAGACGUACAACAGACAUUUACAGGAGACAGUAGAUCUUGGGUAAAAUGGCAGCUGUGUGAGCUCCCAGGCCUUGUCUAUGGGCUCAGGACCUAGACAGUUAGCACAGCCAUUGUGCUGGGCAAGGCGGGUUUGUAAGAAAACAGAACUCUGAGUGGAUAGAACUGAGACCCCUCAACUCAGAAACUUGUCACAAAUUUGUGACCUUCAUAAAACUAUAUCUUUACAGUGUCAAAUUUAUACUGCUUAAAAAGGAAAUUCUUACCUCAUGUCAAAGUCAGUUUUAACUCUUGAUAGAAUGUUCCCACUCCUUUUGCUGAUCAUGAGGUAUUCAGAGCAGAUUAGUGACUGUGGUAGCCCUUAACUUUCUUAAAGUGUCCUCAUGCAUAUGAACUGACUCUGAGACAGAUGAGCUUGGAUCAGCAAAACUAAGUUUAUUGUGAAAAACUACAAAAAGUCAUUAAAUGAUUUCAAUGCA
Mesocricetus auratus (golden hamster) is the source of this 1224-nucleotide messenger RNA. Its product is annotated as lysozyme C-2-like. Gene Ontology annotation, molecular function: lysozyme activity. NCBI's taxonomy places the organism in Eukaryota, Metazoa, Chordata, Mammalia, Rodentia, Cricetidae. The record is from RefSeq and is a predicted model, not a curated record. Gene Ontology annotation, biological process: defense response to Gram-positive bacterium; defense response to Gram-negative bacterium. The coding region runs from base 2 to 448 and encodes 148 amino acids. The transcript is spliced from 4 exons.